This is a messenger RNA of Necator americanus (New World hookworm), 429 nucleotides long. RefSeq lists its product as uncharacterized. The coding region runs from base 1 to 429 and encodes 142 amino acids. The record is from RefSeq and is a predicted model, not a curated record. Lineage: Eukaryota; Metazoa; Nematoda; Chromadorea; Rhabditida; Ancylostomatidae. The transcript is spliced from 5 exons.
AUGCAUUCCCUUAAUGAGGAAUGCACUGAAAUAGUAGCCGUUGCCGGAAGCAGAAGAGUGAUUGAUGGAGAUCUGAGGGAUACAUACUUUCCGACUAUUGAAGAGCAGACAUUGAGUGAAUGUCGGUUCGAGGAAAUACUGAAGGAGAAGGUAUUGCCGAUGGCCAGGGUGAAGAACGCUGGUACUGAAGUUACCGCAAAGGCGACGAUGCGUCGUGAAACGGAUCGUCGGUGUAAAGCCGUGAAGCUCUGUAGCGAUGAAGCUUCGACUGCCUUCUUCCUUGAGAUUUAUACAUUCUCUUCCCUGGGUGGAAUGUCUGGGCGGUUGGAAUUUCCUGUUCAUGCUCUUGGAUCCGUUCCAAUAUCUUCAUUCUGGAAUCCCGAAUGUGCCAACUUCAAUAACAAAAACAGUAGAAUCAACAAACAGUGA